Rhineura floridana is the source of this 4038-nucleotide messenger RNA. RefSeq names its product Src homology 2 domain containing transforming protein D (gene SHD). The transcript is spliced from 8 exons. The coding region runs from base 750 to 2015 and encodes 421 amino acids. Gene Ontology annotation, molecular function: phosphotyrosine residue binding. The record is from RefSeq and is a predicted model, not a curated record. NCBI's taxonomy places the organism in Eukaryota, Metazoa, Chordata, Lepidosauria, Squamata, Rhineuridae.
AGAUCCCUUUUUGUUUUGGUUUGGAAGUCUCUUUGCAACAGAUCAGUGGAGCAGUAGUCUGAAAGCCACAAAUUGUGGGGUGGCCUGUGGCUUUCUUACAGAGUGGGACAAAUGUCCCUUUCAUUUCAGGACAUCUGAGCAGAUUAGGAGCAUUGUUGCUGAUAGUGGCUGGAUCCACCUUCAUUUUCCCUUUUGGGGGGAUUUUUUUUUCUUUUUUUUUGAAAAAAAUGUUAACAGUGGAAAUAAUCAGCAGAUCAGGGUUUUUUUUUUGAAUGAGUCGGCCAGACAAAGAAGAAAGCAGGCGUUGUUUUGAUCUCAUCUGCACAUUUGGCUUUCAAAAAAAAAAAAUUAAAAUUGAAAAGACACCAAAAACCCUGAACUUUGUACAAAAGGCAGCCUGCGAAUGGACUUGAAGGAGACGGAUGGAGCUGUCUCGAACAGGGGACUGAUUCUGGAAGAGGUGGUAGCAGAGGGCUUGUUAGAUUGUGUGUUUAUUUUAUGUUUUUAAUUUAAAAAUAUGUUUUUAACCCCAGAAGAAUCGCCUUUGGAUCUUUCCCUUCGGAUCUCUACAAAAGGAACCGGCGCAGUGAAGGAAAAGGCAGACAACUUGUAAUUUGGAUUAUAAAUCACGUUGACCCGUGAAGGAUUACCUGGGUGCAAUCUGAGCUUCUUUUUCCUUCCGAGUUUCGCUCACCCUGCAAAGAGAUAUCGGUAACUUGGCGCUCACGGUCGUUGGGUAAAGGGGACCGAUGGCCAAAUGGCUGAAGGAUUAUUUGAGCUUCGGGAGCAGGAGGUCUCCCCCCCAGCCUCCCAAACCCGAUUACACCGAAAGCGAGAUCUUAAAGGCAUACCGAGCACAGAAGAGCUUGGAUUUUGAGGAUCCGUAUGAAGAUGGCAACGGCAAGCCCGACCCGGACCCCGAAGGGUCCCCAAACAAGGGGGCUGCUGUUGGCAUCAAUUUGGAAGGGAAAUAUGGCUCCCCCAAACACAGGCUCAUCAAAGUGGAAGCCUCGGACCUCAGCAGGAGCAAAGCUGUCUUGGCUACUGGGUCUGAGGAAGUGAUAGCCCAGCCAGAUCAGGCUGUUGGAGAGAGCGAGUACUCAGAUCCCUUUGAUGCCCACCGAGAGGCAAAAGAAGAGGCGGAGGAAGAAGUUGGGUUGGAGAAUAAUGGCUACAUGGAGCCGUACGAUGCACAGAAAGUGGUAGCUGAUCUCCAGCACAAAAGCGACCGGGACGAGCAGAAGGUGAAGAAAUCCCGGAUUGCGCUCCAGCUGUAUGACACGCCUUACGAGCAGAAGGAGUCGGAGGUUGACCCGGAGGGCACGUCCGCCGACACGCCCCGCGAGAGCCGGCUGCCCCAGGACGAUGAGCGGCCGGCCGAUGAAUACGACCAGCCGUGGGAGUGGAAGAAGAAUCACAUAUCUCGGGCCUUCGCAGUAGACCCUAUGGAGGCUAAAGUAUUGCCCUGGCCACCGCCGGUAGGACAACUCCCGGGGACAGAGGAAUCCCUAGAUCCAGAAGCACAGUUUGAGAACCCAGAGUGGGGGGAAUGGACGUCUUCGGCCACCUCCUCUUCCGCGCAUAAAGACCGGUGGCGCCAGCCAAAGCACCUGGCGGGGGGUUCCAAGUUUGGCCGGCCGCAGAGCCCCGAGCACAGCCUUCCCGCAGCGGAACACAUCGACCCCUCGCUGCCACUGGAAAAUCAGGCGUGGUUUCAUGGCACAGUCAGCAGAGCUGACGCGGAGUCCCUCCUGACCCUCUGCAAAGAAGGCAGCUACUUGGUACGGAACAGCAAGACCAGCCGCAAUGACUACUCCCUGUCCCUCAGGAGCAGUCAAGGCUUUAUGCAUAUGAAGUUCACCCGGACAAAGGACAAGAAGUAUGUCUUGGGACAAAACAGCGCCCCUUUCGACAGCAUCCCGGAAGUCAUUCAUCACUACACAGCCCAAGAGCUGCCCAUCAAGGGAGCCGAGCACCUCUCCUUGUUGUAUCCGGUUGCCGUUCAGACUCUGUAAUGUGAACGCUGUCUGUGGAAGGGAAGGGGCUUCUUCUUUUUUUUAAUUUGAUCCAAAGAGACUGGCCUGACGAUUGUCUGGAUGGCAGAAGGCGCCUAGCUGCGGGAGCCAACAGACAAUGCCUCCCCGUUCUCGCCUUGGAACGGGCAGCAUGCACUUUUGCUCUCACCUGCUUUUAAGGCAUUAUAACAGUGCCGCUUCAGACAACCUUCCCUCACGGCACCCACGUCCCAUGGCCAUCGCUUUUUGUGGGCGACAUCUCCAGAAGUGGGGGAGGGCUCUCCUGGGGCAGCUGGUCUUCCCCCUAACUUGCCGGGGAACCGGCAAAGCUCCUUGGAUGCUCUAACAGCUCUGGUCUUGCAAAGCUUACCUUGUUUGUCUUGAGUGGCCGAGAGGGACUGAGCUUUCCCCAGGAGGUUAGACAGAAGCAUCUAGUCUGCUCUCCUGUUUUUGAUUUCAAAGAUUCUGCUUUGGGGGAGGGGAGAAAAUGUGCAUUCUGAGACCCCCAUGCAUAUCUUGCCCAAGGGAUGAUGUGCAUCCCAGCAGCUCCUCAUGAAUCCUGCUUAGGUUUGUCUGAAUUUGCCAGAGCAUCCGAGUUCUUCUGCAGUGUUUUGAGUCAAGGUUGCGGGGGAAACCGAGGUCCCAGAGCUUCUGUCCAUUUCCACCCAGGAGUGGGCUCAAACGACGCAAUAGUUCCAUUGUGUAAUUGCCACCCCACCACAAUGCCCUCCCAUCUCAUCUCCCUUUGUAACUUUUGGUAUGGCCAAAUUCUGCGACAUGAUGACACCAUGACACCAGUCUGACAUCAUAUGUAGAAUCAUUGGCCCCAUCUGCACUAUACAUGUAAUGCAGCAUUGUAUCACUUUAAACAGUCAUGGCUUCCCCCCUUUGCCAAAAAUCCUGGGAGCUGUAGUUUGGGAAGGGUGCUGAGAGUCCUUAGGAGACCCCUUUUCCCCCUUACAGAGCGACCAUUCCCAGAGUUUUCUGGGAAAGAGGGGUUGACUGCAAACCACUCCUCCAAACCAAAGCCGUCCAACCAUUUCAUGCAGGACUUGGAAGCAGCCAAUGAAAUGGAGUAGGAAGGGGGAGGACGCUUUCAACGCAAUGAAAUGGAGUAGGAAGGAGAAGGAAACGUUCAACGCAGUGAAAUGGAGUAGGAAGGGGAGGAAGCUUUCAAUGCAAUGAAAUGGAGUAGGAAGGAGAAAGAAGCUUUCAAUGCAAUGGAGUAGGAAGGAGAAGGAAACGUUCAACGCAAUGAAAUGGAGUAGGAAGGAGAAAGAAGCUUUCAAUGCAAUGAAAUGGAGUAGGAAGGAGAAAGAAGCUUUCAAUGCAAUGAAAUGGAGUAGGAAGGAGAAGGAAACGUUCAACGCAAUGAAAUGGAGUAGGAAGGAGAAAGAAGCUUUCAAUGCAAUGAAAUGGAGUAGGAAGGAGAAAGAAGCUUUCAAUGCAAUGAAAUGGAGUAGGAAGGAGAAGGAAACGUUCAAUGCAAUGAAAUGGAGUAGGAAGGAGAAAGAAGCUUUCAAUGCAAUGAAAUGGAGUAGGAAGGAGAAGGAAGCUUUCUGUGCAAUGAAAUGGAGUAGGAAGGAGAAGGAAGCUUUCUGUGCAAUGAAAUGGAGUAGGAAGGAGAAGGAAGCUUUCAACGCAGUGAAAUGGAGUAGGAAGGAGAAGGAAGCUUAAAUGCAAUGAAAUGGAGUAGGAAGGAGAAGGAAGCUUUCAAUGCAAUGAAAUGGAGUAGGAAGGAGAAGGAAGCUUUCUGUGCAAUGAAGGGAUAUGGCAUUUGUUUUCCUAAACCUUUAUGGUGCAGAGGAGAUUUGGGGGCUGCUGAUUUGGAUGUUGGCCAUACAGCCACUAUAAUAUCAAUUUCCAGCCCAAGUCUGAGGCUUCCGGUGUCCUCAACUGGGUAGUUAGCUGUCUCCCUCUCUCCCUUUCCCCAUCUAUUCUUGCCAUCUUUGUCACAUGUUUACUCGGGCGUCUAGUGUGGGGGACUGUUCCCUCUGUUUGUCCUGUGUUCUGGUGCAAUAUU